CAUCACCCCAAAACCCACUACUUUACUCUCUCACGAAGCUCUACUUAUUACUCUCUCACAAAGCACAAAAAAAAAUGGCGGAAGAGUUCAACAAGAGCAGCACCGUGCACGACAACGUGGAAGCCAAGGACCGCGGGCUGUUCGAUUUCGCGAAGAAGAAGGACGACGAGAAGGAAGCCGGUGUGAUGUCGGCCGAGUUCGAGGAGAAGGUCCACGUUUCCGAGCCUGUUAAAGAGGAAGAGAAGAAGGAAGAAAGCGGUAGCUUGCUCUCCAAGCUUCACCGAUCCGGCAGCAGCUCCUCCAGCUCCUCGAGCGAGGAGGAGGUAGAGGAAGAGGGGAAGAAGAUCAGGAGGAAGAAGGACAAGAAGAAGAAGAAGGGAGAGGACACGUCGGUGCCCGUGGAGAAGUGCGACGACGUCGUUCCGGAGGAGAAGAAGGGGUUCAUGGAAAAGAUCAAGGACAAGUUACCCGGCAAGAAGAGUACGGCUGAGGAAACCCCUGUCGUUGCCGUGGCGCCUGCACAUCCGCCGCCGGCGGCGGUGGCUGCGACGGAGCCGGAGGAGAAGAAGGGGUUCCUGGAGAAGAUCAAGGAGAAGCUGCCUGGCUACCACGCCAAGGGAAGCGAGGCCGAGGAGAACAAGGAGAAAGAGAGUCACUAAAAAAAAUUUGUAAAAAAAAAACAGAGAGAAGAAUUUAUGGGUUUUUAAUUUACAAGUUGUUUUUUUGCUGUAAUUUGUGUCCAUGAUGCAUAGUUGUGUGCAACUGUGUAAUCGUGUGCCUUUCGGGUUUUUUUUUCCAUUUCGAUUUGGACAUGUUUGUCUGUUGCUAUUUUCUCCUUGUUUUAUAAAAUAUAUGAGCACUAGUGCUUGAUUGUGCUUGUAUGUAUGUAAGUUUGGUUGGUUGAUAUUAUCACAAGAAUGCGUUUCGCAUCUCUUAUCACUCUAUAUGCCAUCUCUAUUACUCGCUAAACCAAGUGAAAUCG
Molecule: messenger RNA, 982 nt
Organism: Linum tenue
Lineage: Eukaryota; Viridiplantae; Streptophyta; Magnoliopsida; Malpighiales; Linaceae
Source: the annotation of a GenBank genome assembly